Molecule: messenger RNA, 2519 nt
Organism: Folsomia candida
Lineage: Eukaryota; Metazoa; Arthropoda; Collembola; Entomobryomorpha; Isotomidae
Product: trehalase
Exons: 9
Coding region: 652-2454 (600 amino acids)
Biological process (GO): trehalose catabolic process
Molecular function (GO): alpha,alpha-trehalase activity
Source: RefSeq, a predicted model, not a curated record
ACACUCAUACUUAAUUAAUUGAAUAUUUUGAACCUAUGAAACAAUUUUUUUUUAAUUAUCUGUAUAUCUACUCACCAAUACUUACUUGGCAUCUUCCUUGAACAGAGUAGAUCCGGUUGGGUUCAGUGGUGUCAUUAAGCGAAAAUAUGAAGAUAUAAAUCAUCCUAAGUACAAGUACAACGUAGAAAUUGUAAGAAGGCAUAGACGACACUACUACUAAUUUUCCAAGUCUGUUUAGCGAUCAAGAAUUCAGCUCAGGUUUAGACUAGAGACUCGAACAACAAUGGAGUUUCAUAACGAGACGUCAAUCAAUGGCGUACAUAUUAUUUCACUUACAUACGAUUGACACCACAUACAUAUUUAUGUCUUGAUUUAAAACCAAGGAAUUGUUCAGUGCAAACCGCAAAGUCAAGUGUUUUCCAGUAUUAAUGGAAGUGUUUAAUAUUUAAGUACUUAAAUCAGAAUAAUACCAGUGUAAAAUUUAUCAAGUAAAGAUUUGUUAUGCACAGAAGUGUUAUUUGAAUCGCUUAUCAUCGCCCAUACAUACAGAUAACAGAACAAUAUCACCCACUAACGUGUUUGUGAACUCAUGCAUUCUUCAAUUGGCAUCUGAUCUUUCUCUCUGUGGAUCACGACAAGAUCGCUUGCAUCAUGAAACUGAUAAUUUUGCAUUGGUUUAUAUUGUACGUGUGCUUAUUCUUUAAGAUUUCUCAUGGACAGGAAUUUGAAGAACCUUGUAACAGUACGAUAUACUGUCAAGGCCCCCUUCUUGAAACGGUCCAGCUCAACCAUCUCUUCGUUGACGACAAAACCUUCGUCGACCUCGCAAUGAAACACCCUCCCCAAGAAGUGCUAUCUAAUUUUGAGGCACUUGGUUUCUCGGGCGAUGUUCACGGAAACGAAACACUGAUUGAUCAGAUCCGGGAUUUUGUUGCCCUCAAUUUUGAGGACGGAACAGAAUUUGUGCCCUGGACUCCUAGUGACUGGAUAGACAACCCUGUUUUCCUCAACAAUAUUUCCGACCCUGACUUAAAAAGUUGGGCUGAAACACUUCAUUCAUUUUGGGAAGAACUUGGCCGUCAAAUUAAAGAAGAUGUUAGUACUAGCGAUCGCUACUCUAUGCAUUAUGUUUCACACCCAGUUAUCGUUCCUGGAGGACGCUUUAAGGAAUUUUACUACUGGGACUCUUACUGGAUUCAGAAGGGCCUUAUUGUUUCUGAAAUGACGGCCACCGUGCGUGGAAUGAUUGAGAAUUUUGUGGAGAUGGUUGGAAAAUUGGGCUAUAUUCCGAAUGGUGGUAGAAUUUAUUAUGAGCGAAGUCAGCCACCACUUUUUAUUGGAAUGGUUAAAAAUUACUUUGACGCCACUGGAAAUUUGACUUUCAUAAGAGAUAACAUUCGCAUAAUGGAGGAAGAGUUCCAGUUUUUUAUGGAACACAGAACCGUUACUUUCCAACUUCCUGGUGGGCAGCAGAGUUACAAAAUGGCGAGGUACAAUGUUGACCGGAAGGGUCCACGCCCCGAGUCUUACAGCAAAGACUUUGAGCUGGUUGAACCACUUACCAUUAAUGAGACCGAGAAGGACAUUUUGUACGCCAACUUGAAAGCUGGAGCAGAAUCCGGUUGGGACUUUUCUUCGAGGUGGUUUGUUACAGAAGACAAUGAAAUUGAAGCCAACUUGUCUCACACCAAGACGCGUGACAUCAUUCCUGUUGAUCUAAAUGGAUUUUUAUAUUGGAACGCAAUUAUUCUUGAAGAGUUUUGUCAAUUGGUUCCAGACAACUGCACGCUUGGAAAUGCAACGUAUUAUGCAAGGCAGGCGGCUGAUUGGAAGCAAGCUAUUCACGAUGUCUUAUGGGACGAAGAAUUGGGUUCCUGGUUCGAUUAUGACUACGUCAGAGGAAAUCUACGCAAAGAAUUCUUUGCAACUAACGUUGUCCCUCUUUGGGUGAAGGCUCACCACAAUGAGACAGCAGUCCCAAAAAUAGUGAAGUACUUCAACGACGCCAAAGCCACAACGUUUCCUGGAGGAAUUCCCUCCUCGAUGGCUCAAACCGGACAACAAUGGGACUUCCCCAAUGGUUGGGCCCCACUUAAUCACAUGGUCGUCGAAGCAUUCGAGUACUCUGGAAAUCAAGCUGCACAAGAACUGGCAUUCGAUUUGGCUCAACGGUGGACAAGAACGAACCAUUUGGCUUAUCUAACUCACAACAACACAAUGUUUGAAAAGUAUGAUGUGACCUGUCUUGGAUGCGCUGGGGGAGGUGGAGAGUAUGAAGUCGUUGUUGGGUUUGGUUGGACCAACGGUGUCAUUCUCGACUUUUUGCAAAUGUACGGCAAUCGAAUGACUGCAUAUCGAAAACCAGGUGACAGUGGAUCGUCUUCAGUUCAUGUUGGAAUUGUUACCCUUAUUUUCUCAUUAUUAUCGGUAUUAAAAUCCUGUAACGAUUUAUAGUUUUUAAUCAUGUUGAAGAUUGUAUAUUUAUCGCAAUCCAUAAAAUAAAAACUUGAAAAACUGCA